AUGCCGAUCGUUGCUCGAACGGUGGUUCUUGACACCAACGCUUUCCUGCGCCGAAUGGCCUUCUGGGAGAUCGGCGAAUCUUUUGUGACGACCCCUGGUGUUAUGGCAGAGGUAUGCGAUCCAGAAAGCCAGCUUUGGAUAUCCAAUCUUCCCAUCACAAUCACUGUGAGCACACCUUCUAAAGUGUCGAUUGGGCGGGUCCGUGCCUUUGCCAGGGCAACGGGAGACCUGACAAGCCUCUCUGAAGAAGAUAUUGAGGUUAUAGCUCUAGCUCUGGAUUUAGACGUCACAGCUCAUGGAGACGAUAGUCACAUUCGCCUCGAGCCAUCAUUUAGAGAUCCAACUGCGCUCAAGGUGUUCACCAGCGAAAAGCACGUUGCUAGCACAGCACCACUCGGGUCUCAUGGUGACAACAAGCAGUACAGAGAUCGGUACGGCCAGCAAAAUCAACGGACUCGUGUUGGAGAAGUCACCCAGGAGAUGGAGCAGAAGUAUGCAGCAUAUAAGCAGAGUUUAUUUGAGGAUGACAUGAUGGAGCUGCUUAGGGAUAGUAGGUCGGCACCUGUGGGUCAAGCUACCGCUAACAGCGUUGCUGGAGAAGAGAACUCACAUGAAUGGAUUGAUGUUGCUUUGAAGCGGCCAAAGAAUCUUAGGGGCCAGGAGAUAGGUUACACCAGGCCCGCGGUUCUAGAAGCCAAGGUGCAGGAUGCUAUUAUAGAAGGUAGCGCAUCGCAGCACAGUAUGAGCAUCGCCGCUGAGGGCGAAGGCGACUGGGUCACUUCAGAAACCCUGAUGGAAGAUACCCUGGCAACGCUCAGAGAGGCUAAGGACGCUGUCCCCGUUGCCAUAUGCACUGCUGAUUACUCGAUGCAGAAUGUAGUCAUGCAGAUGAAUCUGCGGCUAGUCUCACCACAAGGAGUCAUUAAAGAGAUCAAGCGGUACGCAGGAAAGUGCUCUGCCUGUUUGGCCAUUAGCCCAAUAUUAGCGUCUCCCUUUUGUAAGAAGUGUGGCAACAAGACAAUGAUGAAGGUGGCAAUGUACAUCAAAGAAGAUGGGACAGCGACCUUUUCAACUGGAGUCAAGCACUUUAACCUACACGGAACCAUCUUCUCCUUGCCUGCCUUUGCGUCCAAGAAGUACCUUGGUAGAGCAGGAAGGCGCACGAUUGUCCCUAUUGCGUCUGAGAAUGAUCCCAAUGCCAAGUACAUCCUCAGCUUGCAAGGAAAGGGCCGCAACAUGGGCAGCGUGACCGGAGCUCAGCACUUUAUGGCAGACAUAAAAGGACCUGCAUCCACGAAAGGCAGCGCUAUCACUGUUCCGCAUUUCCUGAAACGAAAUCCGAAUGAGUCCAAGCGAGGAAAGAAGAAGUAUAGUCACCAUCUUUAG
Messenger RNA from Giardia duodenalis, 1386 nucleotides. RefSeq names its product rRNA-binding endoribonuclease. Gene Ontology annotation, cellular component: preribosome, small subunit precursor. Gene Ontology annotation, molecular function: RNA endonuclease activity. Gene Ontology annotation, biological process: maturation of SSU-rRNA; ribosomal small subunit biogenesis. The record is from RefSeq and is a predicted model, not a curated record. The transcript has a single exon. Bases 1 to 1386 code for a protein of 461 amino acids. Lineage: Eukaryota; Fornicata; Diplomonadida; Hexamitidae.